Momordica charantia (bitter melon) is the source of this 1341-nucleotide messenger RNA. It is a transcript of the gene ANNAT3, whose product is annotated as annexin 3. The record is from RefSeq and is a predicted model, not a curated record. Gene Ontology annotation, biological process: response to water deprivation; response to salt stress; response to heat. Gene Ontology annotation, molecular function: calcium-dependent phospholipid binding; calcium ion binding; phosphatidylserine binding. Lineage: Eukaryota; Viridiplantae; Streptophyta; Magnoliopsida; Cucurbitales; Cucurbitaceae. Gene Ontology annotation, cellular component: plasma membrane; cytoplasm.
UUCGAGGGAGGCAAACGAAACGGAAAAGAGAGAGAAGAAACAAAAUUACGUUAUACAGAGCUCUAAAAAUGAGCAGUUUCUCGUUCAAGAGUUUCUCGUGGAGGAAAUCGAAAUCGUCGAAAUCGGAUUCCGGCCAUUCCUUAUCGCCGGAGGAGAGGUUUCUGACGGAGAAUAUGGGAACUCUGAGAGUGCCGGAGAUCGUUCCUUCUCCCGCCGAGGACUGUGAUAGGCUGAAGAAAGCUUUCGAUGGAUGGGGAACGGACGAGAAGGUAUUGAUAAGGAUAUUAGGACAGAGAAAUGCAGCCCAAAGGAAGAGCAUUAGGGAGACUUAUCAUGAACUAUACAAGGAGUCGCUCAUCGAUCGCAUCAACUCAGAACUCUCUGGUGAUUUUAGAAAAGCGGCGAUUUUGUGGGCGUAUGAUCCUACAGAGAGGGAUGCGAGAUUGGCAAAUGAAGCUUUGAGGUCACAUAGGAAAGGCAUCCAUGAGCUUCAAGUAAUUGUUGAGAUAGCCUGUGCCACAUCUCCUAACCAUCUGAUCGCAGUAAGGCAGGCCUACUGUUCUCUCUUUGAUUGCUCACUUGAAGAAGACAUUUUCUCCACCAUCUCCAUGCCCCUUAGAAAGCUUCUAGUUGGCCUGGUGAGUUCCUUCAGGCAUGAUAAAGAAGUGGUGGACAAUGUUGUUGCCGAUUCAGAAGCGGAUUUAUUACACAAUGCUAUCAAAGCGAAGCAAUUAAACCGAAGUGGCGUUGUUUGGAUACUCAGCACAAGGAAUUUCUUUCAGCUUAGAGCAACCUUUGCAUGCUAUAAGCAAAAGUAUGGAAAUCCUAUUGACCAGGACAUUAUGAAAUGUGGAAGCAGUGAUUUAGAAUCUCUCUUCAAAGUGGCGAUCUGGUGCAUUGAAACUCCUGAGAAACACUUUGCAAAGGUAAUCAACAAGGCCAUCGUCGGGCUCGGAACCGACGAAGAUUCCCUAACCAGAGCGAUAAUAGGUCGAGCUGAGAUAGACGCCAUGAAAGUUAGGGAGGAGUAUUCGAACAUGUUCAAAAGCAACCUCGACAAGGAUGUUAUCGGCGACACGUCUGGGGACUACAAGGACAUGUUGAUGAUCUUGCUUGGAGCUAAAGUUUGAUUCUUGCCAAUCUCUCUUUGCUUCUUGCAUUUGUCUUCCUCACUGCAAAUUCCAUGUUUGGUUUUGGGUUAUUUGGCUGUCGGGUGUUGAUUGUAGGCCUUUGAAUGAAUAACUUGUUCAUUAUUGUAUUGUAUAUAUGUUUGAAAGAUUGACUUUUUUACCCCUAUUGAUCAAGAAAUAAAAAAUAAUAAAAAAAUUUACCAAAAAAAAA